This is a messenger RNA of Myotis davidii, 3096 nucleotides long. It is a transcript of the gene ABCG4, whose product is annotated as ATP binding cassette subfamily G member 4. Gene Ontology annotation, molecular function: ATP hydrolysis activity; ABC-type transporter activity; ATP binding. Gene Ontology annotation, cellular component: plasma membrane. The transcript is spliced from 14 exons. The annotation marks the transcript as partial. The record is from RefSeq and is a predicted model, not a curated record. Lineage: Eukaryota; Metazoa; Chordata; Mammalia; Chiroptera; Vespertilionidae.
AUCACCGAGGCGCAGCGCUUCUCCCACCUCCCCAAGCGCUCGGCCGUGGACGUGGAGUUCGUGGAGCUGUCCUACUCCGUUCGCGAGGGGCCCUGCUGGCGAAGGCGCGGUUAUAAGACCCUCCUCAAGUGCCUAUCGGGUAAAUUCUGCCGCCGGGAGCUAAUUGGCAUCAUGGGCCCCUCAGGGGCUGGCAAGUCCACGUUCAUGAACAUCUUGGCAGGAUACAGGGAGUCGGGGAUGAAGGGGCAGAUCCUGGUCAACGGGAGGCCGCGGGAGCUGAGGACCUUCCGCAAGAUGUCCUGCUACAUCAUGCAGGACGACCUGCUGCUGCCGCACCUCACCGUGUGGGAGGCCAUGAUGGUCUCUGCGAACCUGAAGCUGAGUGAGAAGCAAGAGGUGAAGAAGGAGCUGGUGACGGAGAUCCUGACGGCGCUGGGCCUGAUGUCCUGCUCCCACACGAGGACAGCCCUGCUCUCGGGCGGGCAGAGGAAGCGCCUGGCCAUCGCCCUGGAGCUGGUCAACAACCCGCCGGUCAUGUUCUUCGAUGAGCCCACCAGCGGUCUGGACAGCGCCUCCUGCUUCCAGGUGGUGUCCCUCAUGAAGUCGCUGGCCCAGGGCGGCCGCACCGUCAUCUGCACCAUCCACCAGCCCAGUGCCAAGCUCUUUGAGAUGUUUGACAAGCUCUACAUCCUGAGCCAGGGCCAGUGCAUAUUCAAGGGCCUGGUCACCAAGCUGAUCCCCUACCUGAAGGGCCUGGGCCUGCACUGCCCCACCUACCACAACCCAGCCGACUUCAUUAUCGAGGUGGCUUCUGGCGAGUACGGAGACCUGAACCCCACGCUGUUCCGGGCCGUGCAGAACGGGCUGUGCGCCAUGACCGAGAAGAGCCUCGAGAAGAGCGAGGCCCCUGCCCCCUGUCCGCCUUGCGCUCUGGAAGUGGACCCCAUCGAGAGCCACAGCUUUGCCACCAGCACUCUCACUCAGUUCUGCAUCCUCUUCAGGAGGACCUUCCUGUCCAUCCUCAGGGACACGGUCCUGACCCACCUGCGGUUCGUGUCCCACGUGGUGAUUGGUGUGCUCAUUGGCCUCCUCUACCUGCACAUUGGAGACGACGCCAGCAAGGUCUUUAACAACACGGGCUGCCUCUUCUUCUCCAUGCUCUUCCUCAUGUUCGCUGCCCUGAUGCCCACCGUGCUCACCUUCCCCUUAGAGAUGGCAGUCUUCAUGAGGGAGCAUCUCAACUACUGGUACAGCCUCAAGGCCUAUUACCUGGCUAAGACCAUGGCCGAUGUGCCCUUCCAGGUGGUGUGCCCUGCCGUGUACUGCAGCAUCGUGUACUGGAUGACAGGCCAGCCCGCGGAGACCAGCCGCUUCCUCCUCUUCUCGGCCCUGGCCACGGCCACGGCGUUGGUGGCCCAGUCCCUGGGGCUGCUCAUUGGAGCUGCCUCCAACUCCCUGCAGGUGGCCACGUUUGUGGGCCCGGUGACCGCCAUUCCUGUGCUCCUGUUCUCCGGCUUCUUUGUCAGCUUCAAGACCAUCCCCACCUACUUGCAGUGGAGCUCCUACCUCUCCUACGUCAGGUAUGGCUUUGAGGGUGUGAUCCUGACUGUGUACGGCCUGGGGCGCGGGGACCUGGCCUGCCCGUUCCGGGAGGAGCGCUGCCCAUUCCGGGAGCCACAGAGCAUCCUCCGCGCGCUGGAUGUGGAGGACGCCAAGCUCUACGUGGACUUCCUGGUCUUGGGCAUCUUCUUUCUGGCCCUGCGGCUGCUGGCAUACCUCGUGCUCAGGUACCGGGUCAAGUCGGAGAGAUAGAGCCUGGCCCCGUCUGUGCCCAGCCCCCGCAGCAGGCAGCCUGGAUCCAGCCCUUUGGGACUGUUUUAACCUGUGGACUUGGACCCUGGGUGCUGGCCCAGCUGCCCUGCCCUCUGUCCACUCCCCCCAGGCUGUGGCCUGCAGCGCGGCUGCAGCCCUCCACACUGUGCCCAGGGGUCUUCCAGGGUGAUGUGGUUUGUAGCUUCCCCCCUUCUCUCUUCAAUGCCUGCAUGCAAAGACCAUGGGGGCCAUCAUGCUCCCUCGGCCCUAGCACCCCUCUGUUGUCUGCUUGGGAGCCCCAGGUUCUCCGCGCCCCACUUACAACUGACCAAAGUGGCCCCCUCUGGGGGUCCCAACCACACAAGUGUAAACAGCUGUUACAAAGUGGAGGUCCAGGGCUGGGCCCUGACAGAGUCCCUGGAAGUCCCGUGUGGACGUUAGAAUGGGUAGGAAGGGCUCUGGCAGACUCUUCCCCCCGCAACACACCCCCCAACACCCCCCCCGCCCCCGCUGAUGGGACAAUCUGCUGGACGGAAGCUGGGUUUCUGUCUGCACCACCCUCCUAGUCCAGGGGAUGGGAGCCACGUGGGGCCCUGGGAUCCCCUUUCCCCUUCCCGCCCCUCUGGCCAGGCAGGGCCUGGUGGCAUCUCUGCAAUAACGUCUCUCUCGCUCGCUGCCCGGACUGCAGAAUGCACUCCACUCCGGGAUGAGUGGGAGAAGCCCAGGCCUCCCUCCUCUGCUCCCCCGCGGGCCUGCAUGCCCGCCUCUCAGGAGUCCAGGCACAGACCCAUGACCAGGCCUCUGAGCCCUCACACCUGCUGUCCGUGGGGGCUCAGAGGAACCGUGACGGUGGCCUGGUGCUGGCGGCUGCUGCAGGGAGGGCAGCGCCACCCUCCUCCCAGGGUCCUGCUCUGACAGGAAGGAUGAGGCGAUGUUGUCCAGGGCAUCUUCGGGUCUGUAGGUUCUACCCCCCAGGCUUCCCUUCCUCCCGAGCCAGGGGGGACACAGGGCACUCGUCCCCUGGAGUUCAGGGCCUGACACAAGCACAAGCAGGGCCCAUCGGCCUUGGCCACGCCACCCGGGGCCCUGGGUGCCACGCUGGCUUCCUCACUCCUCCGUUCCCUCCCCAGCACGUGCUGCUCACUCACACUCUUGCCAUCUCUCUACCCCCAGACACACCCUGAGCUCCAGGGGUCAGACACCACACCUGGAGCGUGUCUGGCUUUUCUGGUGGGUCCAGGCUCAUUCCAUGUCUGAUUUUUCUUCCCUACGACUCUUUUUUUU